Eutrema salsugineum is the source of this 477-nucleotide messenger RNA. RefSeq lists its product as uncharacterized. The transcript is spliced from 2 exons. NCBI's taxonomy places the organism in Eukaryota, Viridiplantae, Streptophyta, Magnoliopsida, Brassicales, Brassicaceae. The record is from RefSeq and is a predicted model, not a curated record. Bases 1 to 477 code for a protein of 158 amino acids.
AUGGCGGUGCUUAGUCAUGAGUGUAGUGCAAUUAUUCAGAGGAGGACAAUCCCUAGAAGCUAUCUGAUCCAGGGAGUUUCACAUUAUCCUGCACUCUACGUCCUCUUAUGUUUGCAACUUUCAAAGAUCUCUCUGAUUCUUGCUGAUAGAUCAGUUAGACUCCCAAUUGGACUUCUUGAGGAUCUUCAAGUGAAGAUAGGAGACUCUGAAGUUCCAACAGAUUUCAUUGUGCUAGAGAUGGAUAAGGAGUCAAAGGAUCCUCUUAUCUUGGGAAGACCCUUCUUAGCAACAGGUGGUGCUAUUAUUGAUGUAAGAGGAGGGAAGAUAGAUCUCCAACUAGGAUCUGAGGUGUUCAAGUUUUAUAUCAAUGAAGUCAUGAAGAAUCUCAAAAUAGAAGGUCAGGUCUUCUACAUAGAUACAAUGGAGGAGCUUGUAGAGGAACUUCUUGAAGAGUUAAACACAGAAGAUCAUCUCUAA